Molecule: messenger RNA, 1399 nt
Organism: [Torrubiella] hemipterigena
Lineage: Eukaryota; Fungi; Ascomycota; Sordariomycetes; Hypocreales; Clavicipitaceae
Source: the annotation of a GenBank genome assembly
AACGCAGCCAUCUGCUCUGCAGCAGAUGUGACCAUUGAAUUGUAAGUACAGUUCUAGCUCAUAUUUUAUUGUUUGCCUGCAUUCUACCUCUCCGAUUGGAAUGAUGUUCAAAAAUAGCAUGUAUUACCUGAUACCUAUUGAUGAUCCUUUUAUCACCAAGAUCUCUGACUCCAAUUACUACCCUCUUUCUCAUUUACCUCUGCUCCAACAGUCUGAAUGAACCGUGUGGCUAACCGAAAAUGAAGCUUGUUUCUAGACAUUCGAAGCGUCAAGCUAUUGUAAAAACAAAACACUCUGAAACCCGCUGUCAACCAUGGCGGCACCGACCUUUACCAUCCUCUACUUCGCCGGCGCAUCGGCGUACACCGGCAAAGAGAGCGAAUCUUUGCCAGCGCCAAUGCCACUUAGCCAGCUUUUCGGCUCCCUUGAGACGCGGUACCCAGGAAUCGGCACCAAGAUCCUCGACUCGUGCCUCGUCACGGUAAAUCUUGACUAUGUAGACGUGCCUGCCGUGACUGAGGCAUCGAAACAAGAUCCAGAGUCUGGCACAGUAAUUAAGCCCGGCGAUGAGGUGGCCAUUAUCCCACCCGUGAGCUCCGGUUGAUGUAAACCCCAUAACAUGCGCCGCCCUCCUUGCUCCUAUAGUCUCCCCGAAAGACGCUUGUGAAUAGUGAUGUAGACGAAUACAGUCAACCUCUACUCCUGUUCCUACGGGAGCAACGGCUGUCUUUCUGCAUCCCUUCUUCGACGGCGAACCCGGCGACGGCCGCAACACAUCCAGUUUAUCACUGCUAUGAACCAGCGGAGAAUCGACAGAAUCACAGAUAUGAUAAAGAGCGAUGCCAGCGUGCCAGUAACAGAAACACCGGCUGUCACUGCUGUGUAUGUUGAGACAGAGCAUCCAAACUCUUUCGUCCUCAGUUCCCACCUUUCAUCAGGGUGCGGGCAAAGGUCACUCUGGUAGAAAGGAGCUAAAAUAGGUAUCGAAUAAUUAUUCGGCACACAAGACCAAGUCUAAUGCCCGCAUUCGUUAGUAACUUUUAUGGCGUAGGUAGAGGUUGGACUGAAACCUACGUAUGGACACCAGGAACACUGGUCAACGGCUAGACAACCACCGCAGUCUUGGUUGACCCAGCAUCGGAGAAGCUCCUGCCAAUCAUUCUCAGUGCCUGUAAUAUUGGGAGCGGCCAUCUGGUGAUAUUUAUGGAGUGUCUGUGAUUCCUCCAUGAUUGUCGUUUUGUUUGUGGCAGGGAGAAACUUGAGAGCGCCGCAAUACAGAACGCGGGGCUCUAAGCCAACCAGGCGCAAUCCUCUGGCGUAUGUCACAAGACACACCAAACGAGGCGAACGCGCGUCGAGGCUCAAAACCUCGAAGUGAUGCAAUAGCAAUACAUUAUCA